Messenger RNA from Acyrthosiphon pisum (pea aphid), 974 nucleotides. Its product is annotated as alkaline phosphatase, tissue-nonspecific isozyme-like. Gene Ontology annotation, molecular function: alkaline phosphatase activity. NCBI's taxonomy places the organism in Eukaryota, Metazoa, Arthropoda, Insecta, Hemiptera, Aphididae. The record is from RefSeq and is a predicted model, not a curated record. Gene Ontology annotation, biological process: dephosphorylation. Bases 1 to 540 code for a protein of 179 amino acids. The transcript has 3 exons.
AUGCGAGAGAGAUUUGUAGAUUCCAUUGAAACACCAUUUUAUGAUAAAAGGUUAUUGAUUCCGUCGGCUACUCUUCAUACUUCAUACAAUCUGUGUGGAAAAACCUCAGCCAAAGGGUUGUGGUAUGACUUUCGUAGUGAAGGUAAGAUGUGUUUAAUUAUUUUUUUUCAGACUUACAAUUUGAACGCUCAAAUCGGUGAAUCGUCAGCAUGUGCUACCGCAUUAUUGUGUGGUGUAAAAGCCAAUUUCGAAACAGUUGGCUUGGAUGGCAAUGGAAAGUUUGAAAACUGUUAUUCUAGUUUUGGGUCUAGAGUUGACUCAUUGGCCUACUGGGCUCAAAAGGAAGGUAAAUCCACUGGACUAGUGACCAAUACUCGGAUUACUCAUGCUACACCGUCGGCGUUAUACGCGCACUCGCCUAGCCGAUAUUGGGAGGAUGACGGAAAAGUUCCAAUACCUUCAAGAAAAUCGUGUAAGGACAUUGCCCGCCAACUGGUGGAAGACGAUCCAGGUCGAUAUAUAAACGUGAGUUAUUAUUGAUAUUAUUAAUAUUUUUCAUUCUCAUUCAACUCUCCUAUUGAUGUGGUUAUAAUAAUAUGGUUAUAUACACUCUGAGGCGAUGGCGUGAAAAACAUCAGUGGCUGUAUUCACACGCGACAAAUACGUUUACGUUUUAAAAUGCAUGUUAUGUACCUAGUGGUUGGGUCAGUGAUCUGACUCCGUAUACCUGAGACCUUAAUUUUAACUUUGCAACAUCAUAUUUUCCAUUAUAUUUGAAAUACAAAUUUAGAUGACGGUUAUUCCUUGAUGUAAGUGCUAACUCGUAGCCACCGCGUGGGUUAUUAAUCCGAAAACAUUAUUGUUUUUGUCCGAUAGUACUCAGGCCUCGUUGAUCGGAGGAGCAUCGGUUUGGUAUUAAAAUAAAUACGAGAACUUGUACUAAAAAUUAUUUAAAUAGAUUUUUGAUAUCUAAA